Molecule: messenger RNA, 624 nt
Organism: Penicillium riverlandense
Lineage: Eukaryota; Fungi; Ascomycota; Eurotiomycetes; Eurotiales; Aspergillaceae
Product: DNA-directed RNA polymerase III subunit RPC25
Exons: 5
Coding region: 1-624 (207 amino acids)
Biological process (GO): transcription initiation at RNA polymerase III promoter; DNA-templated transcription
Cellular component (GO): RNA polymerase III complex
Source: RefSeq, a predicted model, not a curated record
AUGUUCAUCCUUACGACUCUCGCCGAUCUGAUCCAGAUCGCGCCCGAGGACUUCUCCAAGUUCAGUGCCGUGGCCAUUGAAGAUAAUAUCAACGAGAAGUACGCCAACAAGGUCAUUCAAAAGGUUGGCCUGUGUAUCAGUUUCUACGACCUGUUGGAGUCUUCAGAUGGCUUGAUCGGCCAUGGCACCGGUCUGGUCAACGUUAAUGUGAAAUUCCGAAUGAUUGUCUUCCGGCCCUUCAGAGGCGAGAUCAUGCUGGGGAAGAUCGCUGGUGCGACAGAUCGCGGCAUCAAAAGUGCGAACCCUUGCAGGCAUGUGGUUGAGAUUGACACUAACAACCAGACAGUUGGCGUGGAAUUCUUCAACGACAUCAUCGUUCCUCCGGAGCUUUUGUUGGACGGUACUCGAUUGUGUGUCUGGAUCUGGCGAAACGACGAUGGCACCGAUUUCUACUUUGAUGUGGGCGAGGUGGUCCGGUUCCGCGUCGAGAGCGAGGAGUGGCAUGACCAGAUCCCCAAUGCGCCAGAACUGGAUGACAGCGCCCCCAUGGAGAGAAAGCCCGCGUAUUCCAUUCGGUUACACCUCACUCAUGAUAUGGAUGAGCAAUGCCUUUCGAUCUCCUAG